AGCCAUGGAAGACAACUCAAGCUUUUGGGACAGUUUGGUAUUUUCACACCCAAUCUGCAUGAACUGGAAGUCAGAAACCGAAGGAUCGAUCUAUCAUUUAGCUAGCAUUUUGUUUGUGGUUGGCUUUAUGGGCGGAAGUGGCUUUUUUGGCUUGCUCUAUAUUUUCUUUCUGCUAGGGCUGGGUUUUCUCUGCUCAUCUGUGUGGUCAUGGCUGGAUGUCUGUGCAGCUGACAUUUUCUCAUGGAAUUUUAUCCUGUUUGUGAUCUGCUUCAUACAGUUUAUUUAUGUAACCUACCAAAUACGGAGUGUUGCUUUUGACAAAGAAUUUCAAGAACUUUACAAUGCUUUGUUCCAGCCUUUGGGGAUCUCCUUGCCUGUUUUUAGAAAAAUUGUCCUCUGCUGUGGUGAAGUUAUUACAUUAGAGAAGGAACAUUGUUAUGCCAUGCAAGGCAAAACUCCAAUUGACAAGCUCUCCUUACUCUUGUCAGGAAGAGUUAGAGUGACGGUGGAUGGGGAAUUUCUGCAUUAUAUUUUCCCUCUUCAAUUUCUGGAUUCACCUGAAUGGGAUUCAUUAAGACCCACAGAAGAUGGCAUUUUUCAGGUAACCCUUACGGCCGAAACAGAUUGUCAUUAUGUGGCGUGGAGGAGAAAAAAAUUAUAUUUACUCUUUGCAAAACACCGAUUCAUCUCACGUCUGUUUUCAAUCCUGAUUGGAAAUGAUAUUGCUGAUAAACUCUAUGCAUUGAACGACAGAGUGAGCCAAGGGAAAAGAUUUCGAUACGAUAUUCGGCUACCAAAUUUCUAUCAUGUAUCAGCACCUAACACACCAAAAAAAAAAUCUGCAGACCAUUUUCAAAACAAUUCAAGACAACAAUAAAAUUAAAGACAAUAUACCUCUUACUACAAAAUGACAUAAUUUUGCCUUGUUACCACCAUUAAAUGGUGAAACGUACUAUGAUGGUAUCAUGUGAAAGACUCUCAAAAAGGGAGUCGGACUAGCUCAGGCUGUAAGGAGCCUGUUAUUAGAACACAGUAGCCUGCAAUUACUGCAGGUUCAAGCCCGGCCCAAGGUUGACUCAGCCUUCCAUCCUUUAUAAGAUAGGUAAAAUGAGGACCCAGAUUGUUGGGGGGGCAAUAAGUUGACUUUGUAAAUAUACAAAUAGAAUGAGACU
Molecule: messenger RNA, 1172 nt
Organism: Ahaetulla prasina
Lineage: Eukaryota; Metazoa; Chordata; Lepidosauria; Squamata; Colubridae
Gene: POPDC3
Product: popeye domain containing 3
Exons: 3
Coding region: 5-877 (290 amino acids)
Cellular component (GO): sarcolemma
Molecular function (GO): cAMP binding
Source: RefSeq, a predicted model, not a curated record